This is a messenger RNA of Lethenteron reissneri (Far Eastern brook lamprey), 1718 nucleotides long. Its product is annotated as bcl-2-like protein 2. Gene Ontology annotation, cellular component: mitochondrial outer membrane. Lineage: Eukaryota; Metazoa; Chordata; Hyperoartia; Petromyzontiformes; Petromyzontidae. Gene Ontology annotation, molecular function: BH domain binding. The record is from RefSeq and is a predicted model, not a curated record. Gene Ontology annotation, biological process: release of cytochrome c from mitochondria; extrinsic apoptotic signaling pathway in absence of ligand; intrinsic apoptotic signaling pathway in response to DNA damage.
CAGACAAUGUCGGUGUGCGUCAGCUACGUAGCAGCAGCAGUGGCAGUAGCAGCAGCGGGCGGAGGAAACUUGUCGAUGUCUGCGUGAAAGGGAGGCGGGGGCGCAAGACAGCCGCACACAGGCAGACGAGAGACAGACAGAGACAGCGAGAGAGCCAGCGAGCGAGACAACCAUGUCGGACCCUUACAACAACCGCGAGAUCGUCAACGACUUCAUCCGAUACAAGCUGACGCAGCGCGGCUACGGCCAGAGCGGCCCAUCGCCACCACCACCACCACCAUCUCCUCCGCCGUCGUCACAGUCCACGGCUCAGCUGCUCCGCGUGUUGCGAGCGGCGGGCGACGAGUUCGAGAGCCGCUACCGUGCCUCCUUCUCGGACCUGUCGCAGCAGCUGCACGUGUCGCAGGGCUGUGCCGAGCAGCGCUUCGCCGAGGUGACCGCAGAGCUGUUUCGCGACGGGGUGAACUGGGGCCGCGUGGUGGCAUUCCUGGCCUUCGGCGCCGCUCUCUGCGCCGAGUGCGCCGACAAGGAGAUGGGCUUCCUGGUGGACGGAAUCGCGCAGUGGAUGGCCAACUACCUGGACGAGGAGCUGCGCGACUGGAUCCAGCAGAACGGCGGCUGGGACUCCUUUGUGUCGCUGUACGGCGCGCGCGGGGGCGGGCUGGCCCGGCGACGCCUUCACGGCGCCGGCGCCAACGACGACGAGCCGCUGGCGUGGCCCUCCCUGAAGACGGUCAUCACGGGCCUGGCGGCCGUCGGGGCCUGCCUAACCGUCGGGGCCCUCUUCAACGUGCACAAGUGACGCGGCCCGGCCUCGUGCCGUCCACGCGGUAUCGAGCCGCAACCAUGGUCGCCGCCGGCUCCUCGAGCAACUCCACCAUCGACCACCUCCAUCGCUUCAAGGACCUCCACCACCAACUCCUGCUCAAGCACCACCACCACCGGCCACCUCAACCACUGCAAAUCACCUGCUCAACCACCCAAACCAACGUCUCAACCACCCAAAGGCACCUCCUCAACUAUCACCGCCAACCUCCACCACCACCUCCUCAACCACCUCCUCCUACUGCAACUGCUUCCACUGCAACUGCCACUGUAACAACUGGUCACCUCAACCACCACGGCAACCACCACCACCGCUGCCGCCGUAUCCACAUCCUCAACAACCACCACCGAUACCACCGGCCACGCUGACCGCUGCAACUCCCACCACCUCCACCGCCACCACCACCGCCGCCGCCGCUGCCCUCAAGUAACGGCAGCACCAACAUUUGGAGCCUGGCAGGCAAAACACCGAUGGUGCAUUUCGUUGGUUCGGCUCAGCAAUGGGCGGCCAUUAUUUUUAGGAUUGGGGUUUUUUUUUCUGAGGAAGGAAAGGUUAAGGAAGAGCGAGAGCGAGCGAGUGUGAUUUCGUGGGGAGGGUUAAGCGUUAAGCGGUCGGUCGUCACGGCGUUUUUUAACAUUAGACGUACGAGUUAGGGGGAUGAGGCUUGCCGAGACGCUAGGCUUUGGUGAUUGUGGGAGUUGGAGACGGUGGGGGUGGGAGUGUUUAGAGCUAAGAUUAGAGGUUAGAGGUCAUUGCAGAAGUAAGUUAGCAGUUAAGGGAGCUGCGGUUCGUAAGCCAUUGGCACGGAGCUCACGUUUGUCACGGGCAUUACGGAUACGGUCGCAGUUGUAAGUGCCGCCGCCCUUGGGUGCUGGGGCCCAGGUGUGAUUAA